AUGAUGACGGAGUUGGGGGAGGUGUUGAAGGGGUGGCAGGCUGAGGAGAGUAAAGAUAAAAAGGAGGUGGUGUUUUCGAAGCUGUAUUCGGAUAUUGGGAGGGGGUUUUAUGGGAGGCAUGGGUGGAUGCCGUUUCCUAGUGGGCAUGUGGAGUUUCCCGCCGCUGAUGGGGAAGAGGGUGCAGGGAAGGGAGUGAAGAGGCUGGGGACGGCGGAUUUGGAGGCGUUGUGUGAGGCGGAUGAGGGGAUGUUGAGGGCGCUGAUGGAGAGGCCGAGGGGGGAUGGGAAGACGAGAGUUGCGAUACCCCCGGACGCGGAGCAUUUCGCCUGGCAUCGCGCGAGAGAGGAGUUUGUGACACAGGCGCUGUUUGGGCGUGUGCCUGAGAUCCGCGGGGCUUUGGUUGGGGAUGUCGGGAGUAGGGUGUGGGCGGUGUGGACGAGGGGGUUCUAUGGGAAGAAGGGCGAGACGAAGAAGAAUACGCUUUAUAUCCUGCGUCUUGUUGUCGAGGAGGAGAUGAAAGGUGGGAAGGCGGAUGAGGGUGUGUUGGUGAGGCAGUUGGCGGAUGUUGUUGGUGUUGCGAGGGGAGAGGCGAGGGAGUGGGGGUGCGGGAGGGUGGAGGUGUGGAAUCCGAGUGCCACUGUUGGUGGUGCGCUUGAGAAGGUUGGGGGGACGAAGGUGGAGCGCGAGAAGGAGGGGAUUGCGAGUGUGAUGUGGUAUGGGAAGGAGGGAGAGGAGGUUGAGUGGCUCGCGAACGAGAAGUAUGCUUGGUGCUGA
Messenger RNA from Pseudogymnoascus destructans, 774 nucleotides. RefSeq lists its product as uncharacterized. The record is from RefSeq and is a predicted model, not a curated record. Lineage: Eukaryota; Fungi; Ascomycota; Leotiomycetes; Thelebolales; Thelebolaceae. The transcript has a single exon. Bases 1 to 774 code for a protein of 257 amino acids.